CAGUUAAGGAUUAAUUUUAUUCACUCAUCUUCUGAAGAAUAUUUGCCUUUUGUAUUUGACGCUUUAGCUUCAUGCGAGAAAAUCGGAGUUUCUUUCGGUGCUUCUACGUAUUGUUUACCAGAGGGAACAAAGAGAUUCUCUGGAUUGUAUGAGGAGAUUACUGUGCCUGGUUUUGACAAUUCUAUAGUUAAAAAUAUCGAGCAAAUCAAUGUUAAGGAUAUGGAUGAGUUAGGGCAAAAAGGAUUUCAAAAUUAUGUGAAAUUAAAUGUAGUACAAUCCUUGGUUUUUGAACAGACUUACAAAACGAAAGAAAACUUGCUGGUUUGCGCUCCAACAGGAGCAGGUAAAACUAAUAUUGCUAUGUUAGCAAUCCUAAAUACAAUCCAUGAACAUACAUUUAAAAGUCAAAUUUUAAAGGAUGAAUUUAAGAUAAUUUAUCUGGCACCAAUGAAAGCACUAGCUGCGGAAAUGACCGAAACUUUUGGAAAAAGACUUUCCAUUUUUGGAUUAAAAGUAAGAGAGCUAACAGGCGAUACAGUGCUAUCGAAAUCGGAAAUUGUUAAUACGCAGAUGCUUGUUCUGACGCCGGAGAAAUGGGAUGUGAUUACACGAAAACCUGGUGUUUCUAGUUUGGAGUCAUUAGUCCGUUUAAUGAUCAUUGAUGAAGUCCAUUUGUUACACGAUAGUCGUGGUGCUGUUAUAGAAGCAAUCGUCGCUCGAUGUUUCCGUCAGAUUGAGAUGAGUCAAAAAAGUGUGCGCAUAAUUGGACUAUCGGCGACUUUGCCCAAUUACAUGGAUGUGGCAAGGUUUUUAAAAGUUAAUCCACAGAAAGGGCUUUUCUUCUUUGAUGGUCGCUUUCGACCUGUUCCAUUAACACAAACUUUUAUCGGUGUUCCAAGAACAUCUAGCAGUCAAUCGAUUAAUAGUAACAUGGAUGAAGUCUGCUUUAUCAAAGCUCAUGAAUUUUGUCGGAAUGGACAUCAGAUUCUCAUUUUUGUCCACUCAAGGAAUGGAACUUCAAAACUGGCUUUGAUUUUAAAAGCAAUGGCUAGUGAUAGAGGAGUUUUACGUGAUUUUGUAGCAUUAAAUUCGACAGAGAAAAAUCAGUCAAUGGGCAAAAAAUUGGCACAUUCAAUACGAAAUAAACUGUUAUAUGAUCUGGUUCAGUAUGGGUUUGGCAUCCAUCAUGCUGGAUUAGCUAGACAUGAUCGCAAUAUAAUUGAGAAGUUAUUCACCAAAGGAUAUAUAAAAGUACUCGUUUGUACGGCAACUUUAGCUUGGGGAGUCAAUUUACCCGCUCAUGCUGUUAUCAUCAAGGGUACUGACGUUUUUGACAGUCAAAGAGGAACUAUGUGUGAUCUUGGAGUGCUUGAUGUUCAGCAAAUUUUCGGGCGAGCUGGAAGGCCACAGUAUGAAGAAACUGGACAUGGUGUGAUAAUUACUUGGAAAGAUAAAAUGGCAAAAUACAUUGAAAUGCUUACUAGGCAGGCUCCAAUUGAAAGUCAGUUUCAGUCUCGAUUAUACGAUAACUUAAAUGCGGAAAUCGCUCUUGGUACUGUCUCUAGUAUUGGUGAAGCCGUAGAAUGGCUAAGUUACACUUAUUUCUUCAUUCGUGCCAAUAAAAAUCCUUUGGCUUAUGGAAUUACUUAUGCACAAUUGCGGGAUGAUCCAAAUCUAUCUCGCUUUUUGUCGAAACUUGUAAUGGAUGCUGCUGAAAAACUUGAUAUGAAUCAAAUGAUUCGUUAUGAUAGUCUUAAUGGAUUUGUAUCUUCGACAGAUUUAGGACGAAUAGCAUCAAAUUUCUAUAUAAAAUUUGAGACAAUAGAAAUGUUAAAUACUUCGUGUGGACCAUGUCGUUUUACUUCGGUCGUCACAGAUGAAACUAUACUUUUGUUAAUCGCAAAUGCAUCCGAAUUCAGCCAGAUGAAAGUAAGAAAUGGAUUUUGA
Messenger RNA from Dracunculus medinensis (Guinea worm), 1947 nucleotides. The record is from the annotation of a GenBank genome assembly. Lineage: Eukaryota; Metazoa; Nematoda; Chromadorea; Rhabditida; Dracunculidae.